GGAAGGAGAGACGGCGGAACUAGUGUUCCAGUAGUUGUGGUUCUCCGGGGAAGCCAAUUCUGGGGACCGGUAGUGGAGAGCUCUGGACCUUGUUUCCGGCCACCUCAGCGGGAAGCGGAGACGCCAGCAGCUGGGUUUUCGGGAACUAAGGUAGAGGCAUAACUGUUGUCGCGGCGAAGCAAGUCAAGACGCACCUACGGCCGUCCAGGCUAGUUUUGGGUCUCGGUAGUCUGUGAAGAUGGUGUUGCUCACGAUGAUCGCCCGGGUGGCGGACGGGCUCCCGUUGGCCGCUUCGAUGCAGGAGGACGAACAGUCUGGCCGGGACCUUCAGCAGUACCAAAGUCAGGCUAAGCAACUCUUUCGAAAGUUGAAUGAACAGUCCCCUACCAGAUGCACCUUGGAAGCUGGCGCCAUGACUUUUCACUACAUUAUUGAACAGGGGGUAUGUUAUUUGGUUUUGUGUGAAGCUGCCUUCCCUAAGAAGUUGGCUUUUGCGUACCUAGAAGAUUUGCACUCAGAGUUUGAUGAACAGCAUGGGAAAAAGGUUCCGACUGUGUCUAGACCCUAUUCCUUUAUUGAGUUUGAUACCUACAUUCAGAAAACCAAGAAGCUCUACAUUGACAGUCGUGCUCGGAGAAACUUAGGUUCCAUCAAUACUGAAUUGCAAGAUGUGCAGAGGAUCAUGGUGGCCAAUAUUGAGGAAGUGUUACAACGGGGAGAAGCACUUUCAGCAUUGGAUUCGAAGGCUAACAAUUUGUCCAGUCUGUCAAAGAAAUACCGCCAGGAUGCGAAGUACUUGAACAUGCGUUCCACUUACGCCAAACUUGCAGCAGUAGCUGUAUUUUUCAUCAUGUUAAUAGUGUAUGUGCGAUUCUGGUGGCUGUGAAGUAGUGAAUCCCGUCAUUGUCAGAGGAGAACCUAGAACCUGGCAGGUGUAUGUUUUCAGGAAGCUGAGCUCACAGAGAUGUGUAUUAGAAUUCAAGUGGAACUUCUGCCUCUAAAGACCUUGCAAGAAAAGACAUGUCCUGAAAAUGAAAGAUUACACCUCAUUUAAUGAAGCUUAACCCUAUGUAGAAAGUCUCUUGGGGGCAGAGGCUUUCUCUGGGUGCUAAGCCAUAUAUGUUAGGGAACAGUAGGUUGUUUUAUUUUGUUUUUUCCCCUCCCAGUGUUUUAUAUUUUAGAUCAGCACUCACUGGGGCAUUCUCAUUCUCUAAUGGAGCCGUCAGUGAGAUUUGGCUUAACCAACCUGUGCUAGCAACAGUUUGAAAUCCCUUCAGAGAAGGCAACCCUUUGGAAAGUUUUUUGACCAUCUAAUCAACAUUCCUUUUGUUGGUGACAUUUGUUAUUUUCAGGAAUCUGAGUUGUUGAUGGCCUUUUAAACAAGACUCCAGUAUGUGAAGGUUAAUUGCUGUGCUGCAAGAGAUCCUAUCUGUUGGCCCCUGUAGAAAGUUAGCCUUUGUUAUUUUCCCUUUAUAAUAUUUUGCUUAUUGUACAAUUGCUCUUAGGGUUAAAUGAAUUAUAUUAAGAUGCCUGAAAUUAUAUUAUAGCACUCCUUGAUUAAGAAGCUAACAUGUUUUCUGUCAUUUACUCCUCAAAAGACUUAAAAUUAGUUUGGGACAUUCUUAAUUUUAUUUUUAUGCAUCUGGUUUAUAUUAAUAUAUGAGUGAGUACAGCAUAUGGAUAGUCAGAGACCCCUGACUUAGUGAAAAGCAAGGCCAGCUCAUAACUACAGCUUUGUCCUGCCCCUUUCUCACUUUCUCCACUAUGGUUUUCCUCUCUUUCUCUUGCCAGAAUUUUCUAACAUUUUAAAAAUUCCUCUGUGUCCAGUAGUUUCAAGUCCAUUAAGUAUCUUCUCAGGAUAUUCUCAAAUUUCAAAAUAGAAAAUGUUCAGCUGUGUAGUUAAUUAAAUUUAAAUUUUUCUGGAACAACUGCUCAAACUAUUAAAUACAUUUAUCAAGUCUGAGAGCACUUCAUACCUGCUUCAGUUAUGGAAAUUCUCUGAGAAUGUUCUAGAGAUAGGUAACUGAUAUCACAGUAGCUUCUAAUAACAAACAAAUACUUAUGAUUUUUCCCUUUUUUGCUCAGGGAUGAUGAGGAUUUCCUCUUACCUUCUGAGGUAGAAUUUUCUAAAUGGGGAAAACAGGCCUUUUAAAUACUGUCACAAGGCUCUACAGUAUAACCUAUAACUCCUAUACACACUGCAAAUAUUUCUUUAAAUUGUACAGGUACAUGAGCCACCUUCUUACUUCUUAAAAUCUUUGGAAAGACCUUUAACCAGUAAGCAAUUUUAUAACUCAGGAUCAUCAAAGCUACUGUUCUGAUUCCUGAUAGAGAAAAACAUCCUAUUUCCUUAUAACAAGGCAAGGAGAAAUGCUUAUUUUAUUCCUGAUAAUUUACAGAACUAGAAUAAAGUUUUUUUCUUUCCAUUUUGGACUUAAGUCUGCCAAUUGGACUUUUGUGCAUGAAAUAAGUUACUUUUUAUAGAGAAUAAGUGCUUUUAAGUUCCUAAAAGGCUUGUCCCUAAGUAAUGAUGUUGGUAAUAAAAGCCUUUGAAAGGCUGAAAACCUAAGUAGCAUUUGGUACUUCUGUAGGAGUGGAGAAUGGCAGCUUGUUGUUGAGAGUUGCAUACUGCAGCCAAGUGGUCAGCAAUGAAAUAAAUACUUCUAGAAUGUUCC
Messenger RNA from Sus scrofa (pig), 2675 nucleotides. It is a transcript of the gene SEC22B, whose product is annotated as SEC22 homolog B, vesicle trafficking protein. Gene Ontology annotation, molecular function: SNAP receptor activity. Gene Ontology annotation, cellular component: membrane. NCBI's taxonomy places the organism in Eukaryota, Metazoa, Chordata, Mammalia, Artiodactyla, Suidae. Gene Ontology annotation, biological process: endoplasmic reticulum to Golgi vesicle-mediated transport; retrograde vesicle-mediated transport, Golgi to endoplasmic reticulum. The record is from RefSeq and is a predicted model, not a curated record.